Messenger RNA from Racocetra persica, 787 nucleotides. NCBI's taxonomy places the organism in Eukaryota, Fungi, Glomeromycota, Glomeromycetes, Diversisporales, Gigasporaceae. The record is from the annotation of a GenBank genome assembly.
AUGCAUGAAAAUAUACUUGGGCAGAAAUUAACCUUUUUAAGCGAAUUUGUUAAUUUAGAGGAAGUGUAUGCAGGAGGCAAUUUUUUCUAUGGCUCCUUAGAGCCGCUAAAAAACUUAAGCAAAUUAAAAUGUCUAGAUAUUAUUGAUAACAAUAUUACCUCCGGACUAGAGUAUUUGCCUAGCAGUAUUGAUGAAUUUUAUUGUUAUAUCUAUUCAAAUCCUCAAUCUGAGAUGAAGAAGUUAGUUAAUCAAUUAGAACCCUAUGCUAUUGACAUCAAGAAAGGUAAAUAUGACUUAGAAAAAUUAAGGAGAACCAAGUCUAAUUCAAUCUCGCUGCAGUUAGCAAGUGCUCAAGAAUGGUUGGAUAAGAAUUAUCCUAAAGAAAAGAGAAGCGAGGUAUAUGAAAUAUAUAUUAACGAACAAUUAGAAGGUAAUUUAGAUAUGACAGAUUUUACUUACUGGGAUGAUAGUUUUGUUAUUAAACUAGUCAAUGCUCAAGGACAUCUUAAUAAAGAAUAUCCGGAUCCGAAAAGAAAAGAAAAAGAGACAAAAAUAACUAUUAACAAUAAACUAGAGGGAGAUUUAGACCUUUCAGGUUUUGUUAACUUAGAAAGUUUAAAUCUUGUAUAUAAUCGCCUCAAUCUUAAUCCUUUGCUGGACAAUUGUAAUUCUGAGAAGUUAAGCAUAUUGGAACUAUCCUAUAAUAAUUUCCCUGUUAGUGAUUUAACUCCUUUUAGCAAGUUUGUUAAUUUAAAAACCUUGCACCUUUCUAACAAUCCUUUUACUG